GUUCUCCUCCAUAUAAAUUCCCCCUCAUUUCUUUCUUUACCUCUAGGGUUUUCGCUCCGUCUGUCUGCUGCUCAUUCCAAACCCUAGUAGCCGAUCGACCCACCUCAAGCGAAAAUGCCGUCACACAAGACAUUCAUGAUUAAGAAGAAGCUGGCCAAGAAGAUGAGGCAGAAUAGGCCCAUCCCUCACUGGAUCCGCAUGCGUACUGACAACACCAUCAGGUACAACGCGAAGCGCACGCACUGGCGUCGCACCAAGCUCGGGUUUUGAGAGGUGUUUACUUCUCAUUAUGCCCUCCGUGUGCUUUUAAGCUUUUAUUAUUUUUCAAGUGGUUUUUUGAGGUUUAGUUGUUAUGGAAAUUCUACAUUAUGAUGAUUUAUGCUUUUGUAUUUAACUAGAGGACCAUUCUGUAAGGAACUCUACGGAAUCAUAACUUUCAUGUUUCGCAUUUUUGAGUAAUUUGAAAUUUGGUUCUACA
Molecule: messenger RNA, 478 nt
Organism: Carica papaya (papaya)
Lineage: Eukaryota; Viridiplantae; Streptophyta; Magnoliopsida; Brassicales; Caricaceae
Product: large ribosomal subunit protein eL39x
Biological process (GO): translation
Cellular component (GO): cytosolic large ribosomal subunit; ribosome
Molecular function (GO): structural constituent of ribosome
Source: RefSeq, a predicted model, not a curated record